Molecule: messenger RNA, 1860 nt
Organism: Babjeviella inositovora NRRL Y-12698
Lineage: Eukaryota; Fungi; Ascomycota; Pichiomycetes; Serinales
Product: ATP-dependent DNA/RNA helicase
Exons: 1
Coding region: 27-1757 (576 amino acids)
Cellular component (GO): nucleolus
Molecular function (GO): RNA helicase activity; ATP binding; nucleic acid binding
Source: RefSeq, a predicted model, not a curated record
CCAUAUCACAUCGUUUCAUACUCACAAUGGCGAAUGACACUUCUACUACCGCUGUGGCAGAGUCCUAUGUGGACGGACUGACCACGUUUGAGUCGUUUGACCUUGACCCACGCCUCAUCCAGGCGAUCAAGCAGCAGGGGUUCAGCAACCCGACGCUCAUCCAGGCUAAGGCCAUCCCGUUGGCGCUCCAAGAGAAGCGUGACAUCAUCGCGAAAGCGUCCACCGGCUCGGGUAAGACUGCUGCAUACUGCAUUCCGAUCAUUCAGAGCAUCUUGGAGGAUUUGGCCAACCAGAGCGAGCCCGAGCACGAGAUCCGUUCGAUCAUCUUGGUGCCGACCCGCGAGUUGUCCAGCCAGGUCACCCAGUUCUUGGAGAAGUUGUUGGUGUACUGUAACAAGGCUAUCAGUGUGGCGAACUUGUCCGCCACCUACUCGCCGCAGGUGUUGGGCCUGAUUCUCGCGAACAAGCCCGAGAUCGUGGUGUCGACCCCAGCAAAGCUCAUCGCGAUCCUCGAAGCGAAUCAGAGUGUCGUUAACCUCAAGCAUGUAAGGAGCAUGACCAUCGAUGAGGUCGAUUUGAUCCUCUCCUACGGUUACAUGGAUGACCUUGACAAGUUAGAAAACUUCCUCCUGGUCAAAAAGAACAACCUCCAGAUUUUUCUCAUGAGUGCGACCGUCAACGACGACUUGAAUGAGCUCAAGGCAAAGUUUUGCACUAAACCCGCCAUUUUGAAACUCAACGACGACACCGCCAGAGACAAAAAACUUGUCCAAUACUACGUCAGGACCUCCGAGUUUGACAAGUUCUUGUUGACCUACGUCAUAUUCAAGUUGAGCUUGAUCAAGGGUAAAACAUUGGUCUUUGUCAACAACAUUGACAGGGGCUACAGGCUCAAGCUCUUUAUGGAACAGUUCGGGAUCCGCUGCUGUGUGCUCAACUCCGAGUUACCGAUCAACUCCAGAUUGCACAUUGUCGAAGAGUUUAAUAAGAACGUGUAUAACCUCUUGAUUGCCACAGAUGAGACCAACGAUUUCACCGUUGAGCGUGAUGAGGACGAUGAGGAGAUGGAGGAGGCCAAACCAGAGGAACCAAAGAAAGGUGCUAAGAAGGACCGCGAGUACGGUGUUUCCCGCGGUGUCGAUUUCAGAAACGUCGCCUGCGUGCUCAACUUCGAUCUUCCAACCACCUCCAGGUCGUAUAUCCACCGUGUCGGGAGGACCGCGCGUGCGGGAAAGUCCGGCAUGGCGCUCUCGUUUGUCAUUCCCGGUAAAGAGUUCAAUAAGCACAAGGCGUCCGCACUCGCAUCAACCAAGCGUGACGAAAAGGUUUUGAAACGUGUGGUAAAGUCGCAGUUGAAGUUGGGCUUCGAGAUCAAGCCGUAUUCGUUUGAUAUGAAGCAGGUGGAGGGCUUUAGAUACAGAGCCGAGGAUGGUUUCCGUGCGGUCACCGCAACCGCCAUCAGAGAGGCACGGAUCAAGGAGUUGAAGAAUGAGUUGCUCAACUCCGAGAAGUUGAAGCGCCAUUUUGAAGAAAAUCCCCAGGAUUUGAUUUCCUUGAGACAUGACAAGGAGUUGCAUCCGAGCAGAGUCCAGACCCAUUUGAAGCGAGUACCUGACUACCUCUUGCCAGCAGGUGCCAGGAAGGACACCGCUCAUAAGAUCGGCUUCGUGCCAUUCCAAAAGAAGGUUGCCAAGAGAAAGGGUAAGAAGUCGACCAGAAAGUCAGACCCGUUGAAAACCUUCAAGGCGAGAAAGUAAGGAUCAGGUAACGUCUACUGUAAUCCGAACCUCCCGAGCUCUGCUCUUUUGUAUCAUAUGUUGUAGUAACCAAUACAGUUGUCUAAUUAGGUGCUCACAAAAU